UGAUCUCGUCCAGGUCAGGCAAAUCCCCUGCAUCCCCCGGUCCCUUCUUGGCCUCUGGAGUCUUCUGUCCAUCAAGUGCCUCUGAGCAGACAGGAAGACACUUACGAUAUCACCCACCUCGGCAAGAUGCAGCCCGUUGCUCACCAGUCGGGAGGCGCGUCUGGAGAUCCGCUUCCGCCGACACUGCCGACCGAGACAUUUCAAGAGAAGGCCAGCGUGUCUAGCCUGGGAUCAUGGUCCCAUUUGAUCGCCGGCGCGUCCGGUGGUAUGGUCACAGCGAUUGUCACGAGUCCUCUUGAUGUUCUUCGCACCCGCUUGCAAACCGAUUAUUACCAGACACAGGCCACGAACCGUCCGCUUCCCAUACAACCGCACAUCCGCCAGUCAUUCGUCCGGUCUUCGAUUCACCAUUUCCGUGAGACAUUUGGCAUCCUCUUCUCCAUCCACCGGGUUGAAGGAUGGCGGGGUAUGUUCAAAGGCCUGGGUCCUAGCCUGACGGGCGUUGUCCCGGCCAGUGCGGUGAAGUUUUACACAUAUGGCAACUGCAAACGCCUCCUGCCGGAAAUCCUGGGAUGCGACAAGGAUACAACUCUUGUGCAUGCCAUGUCCGCCGCAUGCGCUGGUAUCGCCACCGGAUCUGCCACCAACCCCAUCUGGGUGGUGAAGACCCGUCUCCAGCUCGACAAAGCCGGAGCUCGUCGAUACAAGGGCAGUCUGGACUGUGUCAAGCAGAUCAUGAAGCACGAGGGUCCCAAGGGGCUUUACCGAGGCUUGACGGCCAGCUACCUGGGCACUAUCGAGACCACGCUGCACCUGGCCAUGUACGAGCGGAUCAAGGGGGUUAUUUCGAAGAAGGUCGAUCUAGACAACAACUCGGAAACGAAUCACUUUGUCCAGGGUCUUGCUUUGAGUGGAGCGUCAGGAUUGUCGAAGUUGUUUGCUUGCUUGAUUGCGUAUCCUCAUGAGGUUAUCCGAACUCGGCUUCGACAGGCCCCGAUGGCGGACGGUCGUCAGAAGUAUACCAGCAUUCUGCAGUGUGCGCGGUUGAUUCUGAAGGAGGAGGGUGUGAUUGCGCUGUACGGCGGUCUGACGGCGCACCUUCUCCGGACGGUGCCGUCGGCGGCGAUCACCAUCGGGACAUACGAGCUGGUUCUCAAGGUCCUCGAAGGACGCUAAGGCGUGGUGUAAUGGACGAGGCCAGCCCUCGCGACUUCCCUUCUCAUGUAUUAUAGACUGUACGAUAAAAGUGGCACAUAGAUACCCUGUAAUAAUGAUGUGAACAGCAACGACAGCUAGGGUUGUUUGGCGACACGGAGUUUGCAUCAAUCAGGGCCGUUUGUAUAUUACAUAUUUUGCGGAUGAUUUUCUAGCAACGUGAAUGUCAAUGA
This is a messenger RNA of Aspergillus sclerotioniger CBS 115572, 1388 nucleotides long. RefSeq names its product putative mitochondrial carrier protein (Rim2). Gene Ontology annotation, cellular component: mitochondrion. The record is from RefSeq and is a predicted model, not a curated record. Gene Ontology annotation, biological process: pyrimidine nucleotide import into mitochondrion. The coding region runs from base 127 to 1176 and encodes 349 amino acids. The transcript has 4 exons. Gene Ontology annotation, molecular function: pyrimidine nucleotide transmembrane transporter activity. Lineage: Eukaryota; Fungi; Ascomycota; Eurotiomycetes; Eurotiales; Aspergillaceae.